This is a messenger RNA of Yamadazyma jaroonii, 2445 nucleotides long. The record is from the annotation of a GenBank genome assembly. NCBI's taxonomy places the organism in Eukaryota, Fungi, Ascomycota, Pichiomycetes, Serinales, Debaryomycetaceae.
AUGGGUAAAGUUCAAAAGAAGAAUAGUAAAGGUCGUUUAGAUAGAUACUAUCACUUGGCCAAAGAAAAAGGUUACAGAGCUAGAUCCUCAUUCAAGAUCAUCCAAAUCAAUGAAAAAUAUGGUCAUUUCUUAGAAAAAUCUAAAGUUGUUAUCGAUCUUUGUGCUGCACCAGGUUCUUGGUGUCAAGUUGCAUCACAAUUAUGUCCAGUUAAUUCCUUGAUUAUUGGGGUUGAUAUAGUCCCAAUCAGGCCAUUACCUAAUGUCAUAACUUUCCAAUCAGACAUUACUACUGAGGAUUGUAGAUCAAGAUUGAGAGGACAUAUGAAAACUUGGAAAGCUGAUACUGUUUUACAUGAUGGUGCGCCUAAUGUUGGUUUAGGUUGGGUCCAAGAUGCUUUCACCCAAUCACAGUUGACCUUACAAGCUUUAAAGUUAGCUGUUGAAAACUUAGCCAAUGGUGGUACCUUUAUCACCAAAAUUUUCAGAUCCAAAGAUUAUAAUAAUUUAGUGUGGGUUUUCAAUCAAUUAUUUGAAAAAGUUGAAGCAACCAAACCUCCAGCUUCAAGAGAUGUUUCUGCGGAAAUCUUCGUUGUAUGUAAAGGCUUCAAAGCACCAAAGAAAUUGGACCCAAGAUUAUUAGAUCCUAAAGAAGUUUUUGACGAGUUACCAAGUGGUCCCGUCAACAAUGAGGCUAAAAUCUUCAAUCCUGAGAAAAAGACCAGACAAAGACAAGGUUAUAAUGAAGGUGACUAUUUACUUUAUCAUGAAAUGCCUUUAGUAGAAUUUGUCAAAAACGAAGAUCCUAUAAAUACCUUGGGUGACUUGAAUAAGUUGACUAUCGACAAAACAGACGAUGAAUUCAAAAUUAUUAGAAAGUUAAAAACUUAUAACACCGAAUUAGUUGAAUGUUUAAAAGAUUUGAAAGUUUUGGGUAGAAAAGAUUUCAAGUUAAUCUUGAGAUUCAGAAAACAAGCAAGAGAAUUGUUGGGUUUAGAUGAGAAAGAAGAAGAAAAAGAAGAGAUUGAAGUGGAGCCAUUGACAGAAGAUCAAAGAAUCGAUAAAGAAUUACAAGAAUUGAAAGACAAGCAAAAACAAAAAUCAAAGAGAGAAAAGAAAAACAAGAAUGAAUUGAAACAAAAAGAGAUUCAAAGAAUGCAAAUGAAUAUGUUAACCGAUAUGAAUAUUGGUUUGGAAGCAUCAUCUUCAGAUUCAUUAUCAUUGUUCAACUUGAAACAAGCUGAAAAGACUGGAGAAUUGGAUAAAUUGAUCAAAGGUAAAAAGAGAAUGAUUUUCAAUGAAGCUGAUAGAAUAAAAGAUGUUGAGAUCAGUAUCGGAGAUCAACCAGAAGAAGAAUUGGAUUCUGAUGAUGAGUUAGAAGCUCAAUUGGAUGACAUGUAUAAUUCCUUCCAAGAAAGAAAGGCAGAAAAGGACGCCAAUUACAGAGCUAAAAAAUUACGUGGAGAUGAAAAUGAUGAACCUUGGGACGGAAUCAAGUCUGAUGACGAUGAAAAAGAUUAUGAAAUGGAGGAAGAAAGUGAUUAUGAUGAUGACGACCAUAUAAACCAAUUGAUCAGGGAAAAGAAAUCAAAAGAUGGAUUAAGUAAGACAGCCAAAAAUUUCUUUGCUGCUAACUCGUUAUUCGAAGAACUCAAUGAUGAAGAGUUAUUGGCCGCUAUGACACCAGAAGAUAAGAACAAAAUCAACGGGUCUACUUCAUCAGAUGGCAAGAAUAUGGAAAUUGAUUCCAAAAAUUCUUUAGGUUCAGAUAGUGAAGAGUUAAGCUCAGAUUCAGAUUUCGAAAUUGUAUCAGGAAAUAAUGAGGUUGAUGUCGAGUCUGAUUCUGAUUCUGAUGUUGACGAUAAGUACAAAAAAUCUAACGAACAAGAAAAGAUUGAUAUAGCAACAGUUGAGGCAAUGACUUUGGCCCAUCAAAUCGCUUUGGGACAUAAAAAUAAGUACGACCUUAUUGAAGAAGGUAUCAAUAGGUAUUCUUUCAGAGACAACGAUUUACCCGAAUGGUUUUUGGACGAUGAAAAGAAACAUUCAAAGAUCACAAAGCCAAUCACCAAAGAGGCAUCAUUGGCCAUAAAACAGAAACAAAAGGAAUUGAAUGCUAGACCAAUCAAAAAGGUCUUAGAAGCCAAGGGGCGUAAGAAAAUGAGAGCUAUCAAGAGGUUGGAAAAGUUGAAAAAGAAAUCUGACUUAAUCAAUGAAGAUGGUGCUAAAUCUGAAAGAGAUAAAGCUGAAGAAAUCUCUAAAUUGAUGAGAAAGUUGACCAAGAAACAACAAGUCAAACCUAAGGUAACAUUGGUUGUAGCUAAAGGUAGUAACAAAAGAUUAAGUGGUAGACCAAGAGGGGUAAAGGGUAAGUAUAAGAUGGUUGACGGAACUAUGAAGAACGAACAAAGAGCAUUGAAAAGAAUUACCAAGAAGCAUAAAAAGUAA